Messenger RNA from Vanessa tameamea, 3608 nucleotides. Its product is annotated as anoctamin-1. The transcript is spliced from 21 exons. Gene Ontology annotation, biological process: chloride transmembrane transport. Bases 373 to 3513 code for a protein of 1046 amino acids. Gene Ontology annotation, molecular function: chloride channel activity; protein dimerization activity. Gene Ontology annotation, cellular component: plasma membrane. The record is from RefSeq and is a predicted model, not a curated record. NCBI's taxonomy places the organism in Eukaryota, Metazoa, Arthropoda, Insecta, Lepidoptera, Nymphalidae.
CUUGACACAUGAGAAAUCGAAGUUACUAAAUUAACCUCGGUGCUCGAUUCUCGUAAGAUUGUCGAUUCAAUUGUCUUCUUUACAUCUAGUCAUCUCUCUCGCCUCGUUCGGUUUUAGCUUCAAGACUGAUAAAAUUAUCACGUAACUCGUGGGUAUUUAGAUUAAAUAAGAAAUAGUUGUUGUUUGUUAUAUUUGACGUUAAUAUUGUCUCGAACAGUUUACCGAAGCUUACUUUGGUCUUUCUCUCCGGUGACUAAUCAUCUCGAAACAGUCUCGAAGUUAGAGUUAAAGCAUGAUAAGGACGUUUAAUUAGUGAUCAAAAUAUUCUGUGUGAUUUGUAAGAGUGAAUUGUUGUGAAGCGAUUUAUAUGUAAUGUCUGACGGAGACCCUUCUCUCGAAGAAGAUAUUCCAAAGCCUUUGUUAGAAAGGCCCGAAGAAAAUGUGUUCACGCCAAAGAUAGCGACUCCUAUAUUUGCUGGAAGCGUGAAGAUUCACCACAAGCCAUCAGACGCUGCGGAAACUGAAUCUUUUCUAUCUGAUGCACAGCGCAAUGAGCUUGCGUUCCAACAGUUAUUCCAAGAUGGAGAUGGAGAAUUUCACGAAACGGAGAAAGCGGCGCAGGAGAGGAUCGCUGAUCUGCACGCCAUGUCGGUGCUGAGUACUUACCAGGACAACCUCUCGCAGGAAAUGAAUACCGACCGGGACAACGGUAGCGAGGCAUCUACUCGUCCCGCUGAAGAUUGUGGUUGCGGACUACCAGCCGCCCCAGCGGACGUAACCAACAAUAAUGGGAAACCAGUGGCGAAUCAUUGCUCGAUAGUGAUGGGAGGUAUCCUUAACAAUCCAUCGUUAACGUUCAACGAUAGAGUGCGGUCGGUUGACUUUGUGUUGGUGUGGGAGGCGGGUAAAGAUGACGCGACUACUGAAGAGGCAUACGAACAUAGACGAAUAUUUGAGCAGAAUCUUGAGAACGAGGGUUUGCAACUGGAAAAAGAAGCGCCUGAAGAACUCUAUGGAUUGCACUUUAUUAAGAUACACGCACCAUUGGCGGUGCUUAGAGACUACAGCGAAGUGCUCAAGCUAAGAAUGCCGAUGAAGGAAUGCAGUAAGAUACGAAAAGGGGCUCGGACGAAUGCCAUACUGAAUGCUGCGAUGUAUAUGUCUAAGUUUUCAGCGCUAAAAGAUGUUCAUGAGAAGACGAAUAGUCUAAUAGACAAAAUAGACGAAUGUUGGGACAAUGUGAUGUCGAAGAUAAGAGUAGAUCCCGCGCUGUUCCCGGAGAGAAAGCAUCGGUUGACUGCAAUAUAUUCUAAGGACAAGGAAUACUUGUUCGAUACAUCAGCCGAAUGCUUUUGGACGCCAUCGAUCAGGUCUCGCAUAGUCCAGUUUAUCCUGGACCGCAAGAAGUUCUCUGAAUCAGCGAAUGACGAUUUUGCUUUCGGAAUAACCAGACUAAUCUCCAAUAACACGUAUAGCGCCGCGUAUCCCUUACACGAUGGUGAUCUGAAAACUCCAGGGUCAAUGCGUCAUCUCCUGUACACGGAAUGGGCGAGCGUUUCGAAGUGUCUCAAGUAUCAGCCGUUGGAUUACGUAAAGGAUUACUUUGGCGUCAAAAUUGGGUUAUAUUUUGCAUGGCUAGGCUUCUAUACACACAUGUUAAUACCCGCGUCUCUGGUUGGUCUCAUAUGUGUCAUAUAUUCCGCUGCCACUGUUUACUCCAACAAGCCCAGCGAAGACAUAUGUAACUACAACUCCACGAUAAAGAUGUGCCCGCAAUGCGACUACUAUUGCGACUUCUGGGACUUGAAGACGACCUGCUUACAGUCACGGAUAACAUAUCUAUUCGAUAAUCCCACAACUGUAUUCUUCGCGAUCUUCAUGAGCUUUUGGGCGGCGUGUUUCCUGGAGCUGUGGAAGCGCUACUCGGCCGAGAUGACGCACCGCUGGGACCUGACGGGCUUCGACGUGUACGAGGAGCACCCGCGGCCGCAGUACCUCGCGCGCCUCGCGCACGUCAAGCGCACGCAGCUGAACGUGGUGACGGGCGAGCGCGAGCCCAUGGUGCCGUUCUGGCGCAUGCGGCUGCCGGCGGCGCUCAUGUCGUUCAGCGUGGUGGCGCUGCUCAUCCUGCUGGCGCUGGCCACGGUGCUGGGCGUCGUGCUCUACCGCAUGUCGCUGCUGGGCGCCAACUUCCUGCGCCAGCAGGAUAACGUGCUCAUCACCUACAGCCCCAUCAUGUUCACGACGGCUACGGCUGCCUCCAUCAAUCUUGUCUUCAUCUGUAUAUUCAAUUACAUCUACCAGUUCCUAGCCGAAUGGCUGACGGAGAAGGAACUCCUUCGAACUCAAACGGAAUUCGACGACUCGCUAACUCUUAAAAUUUAUCUACUUCAAUUCGUCAACUACUACGCUUCUAUCUUCUACAUCGCAUUCUUUAAGGGCAAGUUCGUGGGCCGGCCUGGGGACUAUGUUAGAUUUUUCGGUCAUAGACAAGAGGAGUGUUCUCCUGGAGGCUGCCUCCUUGAACUGUCGAUUCAGCUGGCCAUCAUAAUGAUCGGAAAGCAGUUCAUUAACACCGUCGUGGAGAUGAUGAUGCCUUACGUACUCAAAUGGUGGAACAUUCUUAGGACUAUUGGAAGGAAGAAGAGGAUAAAGAGUCCGCUGCAGUGGGUCAAGGAUUUCAAGUUAGUCGAUUUUGGGAACAUGGGGCUGUUUCCGGAGUAUUUGGAAAUGGUGCUGCAGUACGGGUUCGUGACGAUCUUCGUGGCGGCGUUCCCGCUGGCGCCGCUGUUCGCGCUCAUCAACAACGUGCUGGAGAUGCGCCUGGACGCCAAGAAGUUCCUGACGUGCUACCGCCGGCCCGUGCCGCAGCGCGUCAGCGACAUCGGCGUCUGGUACCGCAUCCUCGACUCCAUCGGCAAGCUCAGCAUCAUCACCAACGGUUUCAUAAUAGCCUUCACGUCGGAAUUCAUUCCUCGUUUGGUUUAUCAGUUCACGAACGGUUCCAUGGAUCAAUACGUGAAUCACACGUUGACUGAUUUCAGAAUAUCGGUGCUGGGGAAUUUAACAAAAUCGACGUACAACGAAACAAUGUGCAGUUAUCCGGGCUAUUGGCACUAUAAGGAUGGGGACGAUUACGAGCACACGAACUGGUACUGGCACGUAAUGGGAGCUCGGUUGGCGUUUGUCGUUGUAUUCGAGAACGUGGUGGCGCUGGUGAUGAUCAUCGUGCGCUGGGCGAUCCCCGACAUGUCGGGCGAGCUGCGCGACCGCAUCCGGCGCGAGGCCUACGUCAUCAACAGCUUCAUCAUGGAGGAGACGCGCGCGCGCUCGCAGGCGCGCCGCUCGCCGCCAGGUGAGGAUGGAGACGAAUCCAAUUGGAACCAUUUGGCUUCACUCUCUGGUUCCGACUUCGAUCUCGCAGCGCACGGGGACCAUCAGGACAUCCGCGACUUGUCCAAGCACGUCGUAACUCAACCGCCAGAGGGCUCGCCUGGACCUGAACAUGUAUAACUUUACAUUAUAUUUGACUGAGAAGUAACCCUACAAAUAUUAUAUCAGUAUGUUUAUUGCAUAUGAAUCAUAAAGCAUUUAAACAUUUGCCCGAU